GUGACAGCCGGAAGUGCUACUCUGCGUCUUAACACUAACCAAAAACCAACAAAUAUUGUCAUAGUGUACGUUUAGGUUAUUUUUAAUAGGAAGCUGUGAGUUUACAAGAUGCGUGCUCAAGUGUCUGGCGCUAUUCACAAUUAUUUCUCGGUUGUUUUAAGGAGCUGUUGAACUCCAAAGCUAGCUAGCAUGUAAGCUAGCUAACGGUUUGUUGACAGUCGUUUCUGGACAGUGUGUCACCCUAUUGUUGGACAACAACAAACUGCGACCUAAGGAAUUGUUAGAUAGUGUCAUGUAUGGCUGCGUACCAUUUUUUAAGACUUGCUCACCUACUGAAGAAAGGGCUGCCCACGAAACAAGUCUGGACAAGAGCAAAUAACGCCUCAAUCUUGGUGUCAGCUCAGGUUGUAUUAAUGACUGCGCUGACAGACUUUGAACCUUUAGCAAAGAGACUUAGGGUUGAUAUAAGUGCCCCAACGUCCCCUCCAUCUUCUUCCCAAGUCUCAUCUUUAUGUAUUCAGAGCAGAGAUAAUGCAGUAGAUCAAGAAAGGAGGCAAAACAACACAGACACAAAGAUGGACAUACAGCCAAAGACUGGAGCAGACCGACUGCGAGGUGUUAAGACAAAAGGUUGCCAUCAAAGAAUUGGCCCCAGACCGCAACAGAAGUUCAGAAGCACUCUUGAACGAUGGUUGGUGAAGCCCCAAAAAAGUACAGCUGAAGUGUGCCAAACCCAAGAAGAUGUCGAGAUGGCUGAUGACGGUGCCUCACAGAGCACGUCAGCUCAGGUUCAGGAGCGGCAAAAUGCUGAAAAGCCUGCUGUGUCUGACUCGGAUGAAGAAACACAACCUUUGACACCACAGGACCUGGAUGAGUACAAUCCUGUGUCACCAGCUUCCAAGGACUCUGCAGGGAGUGGGCUAACACAGCCACCGUCCCACAAUUAUGAUGGAUUAGAGAAAGAAGAAAUGGAGACAGACUCAUCAGAGAGCUCCGUCAAGCACAAUGCCAAAAUAACAGACUUCUUUGCAGGGACCUCAUCACCAGGUGUACCUGUGAGACGGGGCAGGCCGAAUAAGUCUCCAGACAAACCAGAUGCAGACAAGGAAGCCACAUCUGCUGUUGUCAAGCCUGAUGUCAAAUGGCUGGGGACGCCAAUUAGUGAGCUAAAGAGAAUGCCAGAAUGUGGCGGACCGCUUCCUCCACUGAAGGACGUUCCUGGCCAGCACACUGUGAUGAUAAGGACAGACCUUCUUCAGAGUGGUAAAGUUCCUGUUCCAUAUCCUACAAAGUUUAGGGAUACCUGGGAUGAUGUCCAUGUCAAGAUGCCCUGUUCCAGUAGCAACCUGUUUCCUGUACAGGAUGAGGAAACACUGGAACUACAGAAUAAGAGUCGGUGGGAGCUGAUCAAGGAAGCUUUAAACAAGGAAUUUACGAGUCCAUUUGAGCUGAGGAAUGCAAUACUGAAGUACAACUCCUCACAGGCCAAGAAAUGGGACUUCACUGCAUUACGUUUGUACUGCACUAAGGUCCUGGAGCCUGAUGCCGCUGAACAUCUGUUUGACUCCCUGCUGCCAGACAUGGUGCAAUUAGCACUGAGAGCAUCUGAGCUCUGUACCAAGCCGAUACCCCUCCUCAAGCAAGGAACGAACCACUCCAUCACCAUGUCUCAGGAGCAGGUGGCAUGUCUGCUCGCCAACGCCUUCUUCUGCACCUUCCCCCGACGCAACUCCAGAAAGACUGAGUACCGCAACUACCCAGACAUCAACUUCUUCAGGCUGUUUGAGAGCUCGUCUUCAAGGAAGAUUGAGAAGCUGAAAACCCUGAUGUGCUAUUUCCAAACUUUCACUGAAAAAAAGCCAACUGGACUUGUAACAUUCACACGAAGAAUCUUGGAAGAUCCUCUGAAUUGGAAAAGCUCAAAGACUCAGCUCACAAAGCUCCACAUUACGUGUAAAGGCACCAUUGAGGAUGAUGGUUAUGGAAUGCUUCAGGUGGAUUUUGCUAAUCAGUUUGUGGGAGGAGGAGUCACCAGUUCUGGGCUCGUCCAAGAGGAAAUCCGUUUCCUGAUCAACCCCGAGCUUAUCGUUUCUCGCCUCUUCACCGAAGCCCUGGAUGAUUAUGAGUGUCUGAUCAUCACAGGUACGCAGCAGUACAGCAAAUACACAGGAUAUGCUCAUACCUACCAGUGGGGCGGCAGCCACCAGGACACAACUCUAAGAGAUGGCUGGCAGAGAAGAUGCACAGAAAUUGUGGCGAUCGAUGCACUGCAUUUCAAGACCUUUCUUGAACAGUUUCACCCAGUGAGACUCAACCGAGAACUCAACAAGGCCUACUGUGGCUUUGCUCGCCCUGAAGAACAAAGCCAAAACCUUGCAGCAGUGGCUACAGGGAACUGGGGCUGUGGGGUUUUUGGAGGUGACACACGUCUGAAAGCUCUGCUCCAGAUGCUGGCAGCUGCUGAGGCGGGCAGAGAUGUGGCCUAUUUCACCUUUGGUGACAGCCAGCUCAUGACAGAUGUCCACAAGAUGCACUCUUUCCUAACUCAGAGGAAGAUCAGUGUCGGGGAGGUGUAUGAGCUCCUGGGGCAGUACUACAGCUCAGUGUGCAGGAACUGCCUUGGUCGACGCCCUGACGUCAGCCUCUACUCCUUCAUCUACCAACAGGUCAGCUCCUCCCUGGCGCCAGAGGACUCCGACAGGGGCUCGGCUAGACAUCACGUCCCUGCAGACUGCCGUUAAGGUCAGGUGGCUGAUGAGUCACCGUGCCUUAUCUUGGGAAAACGUCACAA
Messenger RNA from Epinephelus moara (kelp grouper), 2791 nucleotides. RefSeq names its product poly(ADP-ribose) glycohydrolase. Gene Ontology annotation, molecular function: poly(ADP-ribose) glycohydrolase activity. NCBI's taxonomy places the organism in Eukaryota, Metazoa, Chordata, Actinopteri, Perciformes, Serranidae. Gene Ontology annotation, biological process: regulation of DNA repair; carbohydrate metabolic process; ATP generation from poly-ADP-D-ribose. The coding region runs from base 297 to 2741 and encodes 814 amino acids. The transcript is spliced from 18 exons. The record is from RefSeq and is a predicted model, not a curated record. Gene Ontology annotation, cellular component: nucleus; cytoplasm.